AUGGAAUGCCACAAGAAAGACCCUGGUGUCUUCUGGCUGCCAGCGGGACUCAUCAAGGACGGUCCCCAGAAUGCGUUUUUGCGGUAUUGCCUGGACACAUGUGUUUUCACCUCCUCUGAGCUUCCUGAAAUAGAGUACAUAGGCUCUCAGUAUUUCAAUAAGAUAGAAGAUAUCAGGUUUAACAGCACUGUGGGGAAGUGGGUUGGAUACACUGAUCAUGGUAUCCGUAACGCAGAGCUCUGGAACAACGAUCCUACAGAGAUGGCACACAUGAGAGCUCAGAAAGAGAGAUACUGCAAACCUAAUAUAGAGACAUGGUUCCAAGAUGUACUGGAUAAGACAGCUGAGCCCAGCGUGAGACUGACUUCAGUGACGCCCCAUAGUGGCCGACAUCCGGCCAUGCUGAUGUGCAGUGUCUACAACUUCUACCCCAAAUACAUCAGUGUCACCUGGCUGAGAGACGGACAGCCGGUGACCUCUGACGUCACUUCCACCGAUGAGCUGGCAAAUGGUGAUUGGUACUACCAGAUCCACUCUCACCUGGAGUACACGCCCAGGUCUGGAGAGAAGAUCACCUGCAUGGUGGAACACGCCAGUUUCCCCUCUCCUAAGAAAGUGGACUGGAAUCCCUCCAUGUCACAAUCAGACAGAAACAAGAUCGCCAUCGGAGCGUCAGGUCUGCUUCUGGGUUUGAUUUUGUCUUUGGCAGGUCUGAUCUACUACAAGAGGAAGGCCAGAGGGCGUGUUCUGGUUCCAACCAGCUGA
Molecule: messenger RNA, 765 nt
Organism: Lampris incognitus (smalleye Pacific opah)
Lineage: Eukaryota; Metazoa; Chordata; Actinopteri; Lampriformes; Lampridae
Product: H-2 class II histocompatibility antigen, E-S beta chain-like
Exons: 6
Coding region: 1-765 (254 amino acids)
Biological process (GO): antigen processing and presentation of exogenous peptide antigen via MHC class II; positive regulation of T cell activation; peptide antigen assembly with MHC class II protein complex
Cellular component (GO): MHC class II protein complex; membrane
Molecular function (GO): MHC class II protein complex binding
Source: RefSeq, a predicted model, not a curated record